AUCAACAGCUACCUACUCAUAUAUGUACAUAGUCAAUCCAUGGUUUAUUACCACCCAUCCUGAAGUGCAAGCUGGCAUCAGAGAGAGAACCAGUGGACGGGUCGGAGGAAUUCAUUGCAGGAGUUAUUAACAUCUCACGCCUCCCCCGAAGCUCGCUCGCAUUCAUUACGUCAACGCCGGACUUUCCAUUCCUAGAACAGCUGCAAGCUGGUCAUUUUUAUUUUUCUCACCUCCCAACCCUUUGACGGCCUCCGUUGAACCCGUGACGAGCACACUCGUCUUCUCGGUGCUGCCAUCUUCCAUCGAAGAGCAGAGCAUCUCUGCCGCCUCGCCACCAAAUCCCGACCCUUCGACAAGACAAUGGCGACCCGUCGCUCCGGCCGCCUCCUCCGGGGACUGGGCUACGUGACCGGCGCAGGAGCCAUCGGCGCAGGAACUCUCUACUUCAUCUACCGACCGAAGAACAUCCCAGGCCUCGAAGGCGCCCAGGCACCGCCGCCGACCUACGGCGAAGGAGGCAAAUUCAACCCGCCGAGAUUCCCCCGGGUCAAGAGCAGAGCGGAGCAGAUCGCGGAUCUCAAAGCCAGCGAUGCCCAACAACAACAACAACAACAACAACAACAACAACAAUCCCAGCCGAGCAAGGUCCUCGAUGCCCUCGCGCAAGAGGGGGAGGGUGUCUACGAUCUCCUCAUCAUCGGCGGCGGAGCGACGGGGACCGGGAUCGCGCUCGAUGCGGCGUCGAGAGGGUUGAAGGUCGCGUUGGUGGAGCGGGAUGAUUUCGCGGCGGGCACGAGCAGCAAGAGCACCAAGCUCGUCCACGGCGGCGUGCGAUAUCUCGAAAAGGCCGUGUGGGAAUUGGAUUACAGCCAGUAUGCGCUCGUCGUCGAGGCGCUGCGCGAGCGGAGAUACUUCCUGGACACGGCGCCGCACCUCUCCUCGUGGCUCCCGAUUAUGAUCCCCGUCAACAAGUGGUGGCAGGCGCCGUACUUUUGGGCCGGGACCAAGUUUUACGAUUUAUUGGCCGGCUCGGAGAACAUCGAGACGUCGUAUUUCUUGACCCGCAGUAAGGCCCUGGAGGCCUUCCCCAUGCUCAAGAGGGACAACCUGUGGGGUGCGCUGGUCUACUACGAUGGCGCCCACAACGACUCUCGCAUGAACGUCUCCCUCGCGAUGACGGCGGCGCUCUACGGCGCUACCCUCGUCAACCACAUGGAGGUCACUGCGCUCGAAAAGGAUGCCAAUGGACGGGUGUGCGGCGCAAAGGUCAAAGAUCUGGUCCCUGGCCGCGAUGGCGAAUCAACAAGUGAAUUCUCCAUCAAGGCCAAGGGUGUCAUCAACGCUACCGGCCCCUUCACCGAUGCUAUCCGGAAAAUGGACGACGCCAGCGUGCAGGAGAUUGUGGCGCCGAGCUCCGGUGUUCACGUCAUUCUUCCCGGUUACUACUCUCCCGCCGACAUGGGCUUGAUCGACCCGCACACUUCCGACGGUCGUGUCAUUUUCUUCCUCCCCUGGCAUGGAAACACCAUCGCCGGCACGACCGAUGCGCCCUGCCCCAUCGAUGCCAACCCCAUCGCCGGCGAGAAGGAGAUCCAAUGGAUUCUGAAGGAGGUUCAAAACUACCUGGCACCUGACAUCAACGUCCGCCGAGGAGAUGUGCUCGCCGCGUGGUCCGGCAUCCGUCCGCUCGUCCGCGAUCCGAAGAAAGCCAAAUCGGAAGGUCUCGUCCGCAACCACCUCGUCACCACCUCCGACUCAGGCCUCGUCACCAUCUCCGGCGGCAAAUGGACGACCUACCGCCAAAUGGCCGAAGAGGCCGUCGACGAAUCCAUCAAGGAAUUCCAGCUCAGACCCACCGCGACCCCGACCCCACCCCUCGUCUCCGGCGUGGAAGGCUUCCACGAAGCCAUCACCCUCGACGGCUCCUGCCAGACCCAACACGUCCGCCUGCUCGGCGCCCACGGCUUCUCCAAGACGCUCUUCAUCAACCUCGUCCAGCACUACGGCAUCGAGACCGAAGUCGCCAAGCACCUGACCACCGCCUACGGCGACCGCGCCUGGACCGUCGCCGCUCUCUGCAGCCCGACCGACACCCGCUACCCGGUCCGCGGCAAGCGCAUCUCGGAGCUCUACCCGUUCGUCGACGGCGAAGUCCGCUACGCCGUGCGCCACGAGUACGCGCAAACGGCGGUCGACGUCAUCGCGCGCCGCACCCGCCUCGCCUUCCUCAACGCCCAGGCCGCCCUCGAGGCCCUGCCGCAGGUCAUCGAUCUCAUGGCGGAGGAGCUCGCGUGGAACUCCACCCGCAAGGACACGGAGUGGACGGACAGCGUCAAGUUCCUGGCCUCCAUGGGUCUGCCCGCGAACAAGCAGAAGCUGUCCCGCGAGGACGUGGAGAAGGGACGGGUGGGCAAGUACGAGGAUGAGGAGUACGGGCUUUUCGCGAGACAUGAUAAACCCGACGAACUCCUCGCGACUGAUCUCAAGGCCGGCGACAACCCGGGCAUCACGCCCGAGUCACCGGCGAACAAAUGAUGCGGAAACGUGGACGAGGCAUUCUCCCACAAGUCUUUUUUCUCCCUCUCGUUUCUUUCCGUUUCACAGUCAUGUUGUAUUGUGACAAGGCGUUCAUGUUUUGGUAUUUGUAGGGAUGGCGUGGCUCAUGUGCCUGAUAUUUUCCUCCUGAAGUGAUAUUUAUGGCCAGUAUAGACGAAUCUUCCGGCGGGCACGCGAUCAAUUGUAAUUCCCUCUCAGAAUUCAAAUUGUGAAGCUCAACACAUGGGUUUUUGGGCACAAUGUGACAAUGUGAU
Messenger RNA from Dissoconium aciculare CBS 342.82, 2810 nucleotides. RefSeq names its product DAO-domain-containing protein. Bases 361 to 2535 code for a protein of 724 amino acids. Gene Ontology annotation, molecular function: glycerol-3-phosphate dehydrogenase (quinone) activity. The transcript has 2 exons. The record is from RefSeq and is a predicted model, not a curated record. Gene Ontology annotation, cellular component: mitochondrion; glycerol-3-phosphate dehydrogenase (FAD) complex. Gene Ontology annotation, biological process: glycerol-3-phosphate metabolic process. Lineage: Eukaryota; Fungi; Ascomycota; Dothideomycetes; Mycosphaerellales; Dissoconiaceae.